Molecule: messenger RNA, 3595 nt
Organism: Hypomesus transpacificus
Lineage: Eukaryota; Metazoa; Chordata; Actinopteri; Osmeriformes; Osmeridae
Product: extracellular calcium-sensing receptor
Exons: 11
Coding region: 22-2541 (839 amino acids)
Biological process (GO): G protein-coupled receptor signaling pathway
Cellular component (GO): membrane
Molecular function (GO): G protein-coupled receptor activity
Source: RefSeq, a predicted model, not a curated record
GUGAGCCAGAGCCCUCCGGUGAUGCAGGCCCAGGGGGAUGUGGUGAUUGGAGGGCUGUUCCCAGUCCACUACCUGGCCCCAGAGUGGGAUCACAGCUACGGGAGUCAGCCGCUGAGAGCUGCCUGCUACGGGUUCGACUACCGGGCAUUCCGCUGGCUGAUGACCAUGGUGUUCGCGGUUGAGGAGGUGAACCGUGACGCCACGCUGCUGCCGGGCGUGAAGCUCGGCUACAGGAUCCUGGACAGCUGUGACGACGUCCGCACCAGCCUGCUCGGAGCGCUCACUCUGGUUUCCUCACAGGGAGCGGAGGGUGUGGAGGAGGAUGUGGAAGAGGGUGUGGAGGGGCCACGGUGCCUGGCUGGAGCCCCUGUCCCUGCCGUUAUUGGCCUAGCCUCCUCCUCUCCAACUGGAGCCUUGGCUCACACCCUGGGCCCCUUCAACAUCCCUCUGGUGAGUUACUUUGCCACCUGUACCUGUCUGACGGACAAGCGUGUCUACCCCUCCUUCCUGCGCACCGUGCCCAGCGACCUGUUCCAGGUGCGGGGGCUGGUCCAGCUGGUCACACACUUCGGCUGGAGCUGGGUGGGCACUGUGGGCACCGAGGAUGACUACAGCCGUUACGGCAUCCAGGCGUUCUCCAAGCAGCUGGAGGAGCAGGGAGGCUGCCCCGCGUUCCACCUCUCCCUCCCCAGUUCCCCCUCCCCGGCCCAGCUGGGGGCCCUGGCCGACGCCCUGGUGAGCUCCACAGCCAGGGUGGUGGUGGUGUUCGCCACCGAGGGACAGCUGCUGGGGCUCCUCUCUGAGCUGGCCAGCAGGAACGUGACGGGGAUCCAGUGGGUGGCCAGCGAGGCCUGGGUCACGGCCUCCGUCUUGUCCUCCGCUCCCUUCCACUCCCUCCUGGAGGGGACACUGGGCUUCUCCUUCCCCGGGGUCCACAUCCCCGGCCUGAUGGACUUCCUGGUCCGGGUCCGCCCCUCGGCUGCCCCGGGGUCAGAGUUCACCAACAUGCUGUGGGAGGAGCUGUUUGGAUGCAAGCUGCCGUUCAGAGGGGAGCAAGGCUUGGCCUCUCUGAGAGACGUGAGGGCGUGCACUGGUCUGGAAGACGUGAGGGAUACCAACACCAGUUAUACAGAGGUGUCCCAAGUGAGGGUGUCCUAUAACGUGUACAAGGCGGUGUACGCCAUCGCCCACGCUCUGCACGACAUGUUUCAGUGUGGAUCCCCAGAGCAAGGCCCAGGAAGCUGUAACCUCACCAGCACAGCCUUCACACCCACACAGCUGCUACACCACCUCAAGCGGGUGAAUUUCACCAACCAGUUUGGCGAGAAGGUUCAGUUUGAUGCUAAUGGAGAACCUGUUCCUCUUUAUGACAUCAUCAGCUGGCAGAAGGACGGAGGUGGAGGCAUCAGGUUUCGUAAGGUAGGAUCAUACGAUGGCUCCGCCCCCGAGGGACAGCAACUGCUGAUAAAGGAGAGUGCCAUCGUGUGGACAGGAGGCCAAAACAAGGUGCCUGAGUCUGUGUGCACCUCUCCCUGCCCCCCGGGCAGCCGACAGGCCACACAACCAGGAAAACCACCCUGCUGCUUCGACUGCCUGCCCUGUGCAGACGGGCAGAUCAGCAACCAGACUGGUUCCACAGAGUGCAUCCAGUGUCCAGAGUACCACUGGUCAGACAGAGACAGGAAGUCCUGUGUAGCCGGAGUGGACGACUUCCUGUCCUUCUCCAACACCAUGGGCGCCAUCCUCGUCGCCCUCACCCUCCUGGGCAUCGCCACGACAACCGCCAUCACCGCCGUGUUCCACCGUCACCGGGCCACGCCUAUCGUCCGGGCCAACAACUCAGAGCUGAGCUUCCUGCUUCUGCUGUCACUCAAGCUGUGCUUCCUGUGUUCGCUGGUGUUCAUUGGCCGGCCCUCGGAGUGGGCGUGUCGGUUCCGUCAGGCUGCGUUUGGGAUCAGCUUCGUCCUCUGUCUCUCCUGCCUGCUCGUCAAGACCAUCGUGGUCCUGCUGGCCUUCCGGGCCACAGCACCUGGGUCCAGGGCGCUGAAGCUGUUUGGUCCCGUCCAGCAGAGGGCGCUCAUAUUUGGCACCACGAUUCCGCAGGUGUGUCUCUGUGCUGGCUGGCUGGCCUUGGCUCCACCCUAUCCCUUCAGGAACCCCUUCUACCUGGGAGCCACAGGGAAGGUGGUGGUGGAGUGCAAGGAGUCUUGGCCCCCAGGAUUCUACCUGGUCCUGGGGUACAUCGGCCUGCUGGCGUCCCUCUGCCUCCUCCUGGCCUUCCUGGCCAGAAAACUCCCAGACAACUUUAACGAGGCCAAGCUCAUCACCUUCAGCAUGCUGAUCUUCUGCGCCGUGUGGGUGUCGUUCAUCCCAGCUCACGUCAGUUCUCCGGGGAAGUUCACGGUUGCCGUGGAGAUCUUCGCCAUCCUGGCGUCCAGCUUUGGACUCCUCCUGUGUAUCUUUGUGCCCAAGUGUUACAUCAUCCUGCUGAGGCCUGAGAGGAACACCAAGAAGGCCAUGACAGGGAAACCAGGGAGAUGAUGAACAACGAUAAUGUUUUCAUUUGGCAGAACCUUUUCAAAUUAAAUCUUGCUCUAGUUGUUAGCCUUUUGACAAGCAGUGCCACAGAGGGCUUUGCUUACGCCCCGUAACACUGUCUCUAAACCAACCUGAACCCUCAAACAAGACAUGGAAAAACUCCCAGGAAAACUCUGAGAAAACAGGGAAGAAAUCUUGGGAGGGCAGUUUAGUGAGGGAUCCCCUCCUCCAGAGACAGUGGGUGACACAGAGAGGAGCAGACCACAAGCUGAAUACUCAUUAUGCAGCUUUUAUUAAAGGGUACCGUAUGCAGUGGGGAAUUUGAACCUGUGACCUAUUAAUCUGCAGUCAGUCGAACUAUCGACUACUGAAGUAUCCACUACUGAGAUUAACAAAGUGGUUUCCUGUUGUCAGUUAGAAGCCAAGACAUGGUUGAUCCUUAUUAAAUAUAGGUGUAACAAUACACUCAGCUCACAAUUCGAUACAUAUUACGAUACUAGGUGUACGAUACAAUACGUAUCACAAUAUUUUGAACAGCAAAUUCAAUUAACAGAUUUAUUUCCAAAACAUUUAACAUCUUCAAUAAUUUUCUUUGUUGUACAUGCAAUUUAGUUAACUCAGUUCAAGCGAUUUCGAAGGCAAUGAAUGCACACAUGACGCAGGUGCAGAGUAGGUCGCUUGCUGGUAGCUCAACCAAUAGCAUCAAACGGACAUGAUAUUGUACAAUUUUUGCCAUAACUCUACAAAACAUAUUAUACAAUUUUUGUAUUGCGAUAUAUUGUUCCACCAUAUAUUGUUCCACCCCUAUUAUUAAACUGUAGAUUAACUGUGACGCAUACAGAAAUGAAUAGUGUAACAUGUCAUGAACAUAAAUCGAAUAACCUUGAAUCAUAAUACUUAUUUAUUGUUGAAACACCACACAUGGAGUGCCAUAACUAAGGCUAUGGAAAUGUUUAUUACUGUCCCAGUAGUACAGUGAUGCAUGUAUAGCCAGGAAACAUGUCAACCAUUCAUACUAAUGAAUGUUUAAAUCAAUAAAAGCAAUGAAGAAAUGAUC